UCAAAGAGACCAUUUCCUCCACAAAACACACAUAUCCCUAUCUGCUAAGCACAACUCCUUUCUUCAAACGUUUCUUUAUCACUCUUGAAACAAGUUUAGCCAGUGGCACUCUUUUGUUUCUCUUGCCCUUCUGCUCUACAUUUUUGCUGCAAUUUUCAGCCAGGGAAGGUGAAAAUGGCACAAAUCUUGGCCCCUUCUGCACAAUGGCAGAUGGGAAUUUCAAAGGGGUUAACAGAUGCAACCCCACUGACUACAAAGAUGUGGGGCUCUCUUGCUUUGAAACAAGGCUCAGUUAAAAGCUCAGCCAAAUUUGGAGUUUUUGCUGUUAAGUCCGACAACAGCACGAUCAACCGUCUUGAACAGAUGCUAAACUUGGAUGUAACUCCGUAUACUGACAAGAUCAUUGCUGAAUAUAUCUGGAUCGGAGGAUCAGGGAUUGACGUUCGUAGUAAAUCGAGGACCAUAUCAAAGCCAGUCGAACACCCUUCUGAGCUUCCCAAGUGGAACUAUGACGGCUCAAGCACUGGACAGGCCCCGGGAGAAGAUAGUGAAGUAAUUCUAUACCCCCAAGCAAUCUUCAAGGAUCCAUUCCGUGGUGGCAAUAACAUCUUGGUCAUUUGUGAUACAUAUACACCAGCAGGGGAGCCCAUUCCAACAAACAAGCGCUACAGGGCGGCUCAGAUUUUCAGUGACCCUAAGGUUUCGGCUGAAAUUCCAUGGUAUGGCAUCGAGCAAGAGUACACAUUACUCCAAACUAAUGUGAAAUGGCCAUUAGGUUGGCCUGCUGGAGGUUACCCUGGUCCUCAGGGCCCUUAUUACUGUGGUGUCGGGGCAGACAAGUCAUUUGGACGAGAUAUAUCAGAUGCUCACUACAAAGCGUGCUUGUAUGCUGGGAUCAAUAUUAGUGGUACCAACGGGGAGGUUAUGCCCGGGCAGUGGGAAUUUCAAGUCGGCCCGAGUGUUGGAAUUGAAGCUGGAGAUCACAUCUGGUGCGCUAGGUACCUCCUUGAGAGAAUUACAGAACAAGCCGGAGUUGUCCUGUCACUUGAUCCAAAACCAAUAGAGGGUGACUGGAACGGUGCAGGAUGCCACACCAACUACAGCACCAAAAGUAUGCGAGAAGAAGGAGGUUUUGAGGUAAUAAAGAAAGCAAUUUUUAACCUCUCGCUUCGCCACAAGGAGCAUAUCAGUGCUUACGGAGAAGGCAAUGAACGAAGAUUGACAGGAAAGCAUGAAACUGCUAGUAUCAACACUUUUUCAUGGGGAGUUGCUAACCGUGGUUGCUCAAUCCGUGUGGGUCGUGACACUGAGAAGAAUGGCAAAGGUUAUUUGGAAGAUAGGCGCCCGGCUUCCAACAUGGAUCCGUACAUUGUGACUUCUUUACUUGCCGAAACUACAAUCUUGUGGGAGCCAACGCUCGAAGCAGAAGCUCUUGCUGCUCAGAAGCUCUCUUUGAAGGUUUAAAAACUCAUCAUACACUGAAGUAAGCGAGCGUUGAGGAGAGGUAACCUUAUUCGUGCUAGGACGCCUAAAAUUUAAUCGUCUUUCUAUCCGAUCUCUUCGGGGAGAUCUUUGUAAGUAAGGGACUAAAAUGAGCAGACUUCUUGCUCAAGCUCAAAAUAAGUUCCUUCAACUUAAGUUGUUGGGAUCAGCUUUUGUGGUUUUCACAAUGUUUUCGUUUGAUGUUGUGCAGUUUUACUGUGUUCAUGCCCAAAAUAUGCCAUAUGGCAUAUACAAAGGCUAGAGAUAGCUUAACCUCUAAAAUCACUUUAUUGUUAAUGCAUGCAUCUUACUGAUCUA
Messenger RNA from Sesamum indicum (sesame), 1800 nucleotides. RefSeq names its product glutamine synthetase leaf isozyme, chloroplastic. NCBI's taxonomy places the organism in Eukaryota, Viridiplantae, Streptophyta, Magnoliopsida, Lamiales, Pedaliaceae. Gene Ontology annotation, molecular function: glutamine synthetase activity. The record is from RefSeq and is a predicted model, not a curated record. Gene Ontology annotation, cellular component: cytoplasm.